AUGGCGCAGAAGCGGCCUUUCAACGAGGGCAAGAGACACUUCAAGAAGAGCAAGAAGCCCAAAAAUGCAAAUGCCAACGAAGGCUCGAACGAAGAGGUGCUUCUGGCAGAUGUCAGAAGUCUCUUGAAAGAUCUCAAAGUCAACGAUGUGGAGGAGGAUGCGGAUGCGGAUGCGGAUGCGGCCAUUGCCAGGCAGCUUCCAGAGCUCAAGGCCGAGGUAGAUGUCACGAUAUCGGAGCUGUCCUCUACAGGAGACGGGCUUGCGGAGAGAGAUGGCCAAGUAUACGUUGUCCCGUUCUCUGCUCCCGGCGAUACUGUUACCGCACGCAUCUACAGACACGUGGAAGAUGAACACUACUCUCUCGCCGACUUCGUCAAGGUUGUGAAGCCCGGAGAACAUCGCACGGAGGAGGCGAGGUGCCCCUACUUCACUCAGUGCUCGGGCUGUCAGUUUCAGCAGCUUCCCUACUCAUACCAGCUUGCGCACAAACGGACGAUAGUGGAGAAGGCAUACCGCAAUUUCUCGAACCUCCCUGCCUCUGUUGUGCCCAAAGUCGGCGAUACGAUCGGCUCGCCCCUACAAUAUGGAUACCGUACGAAGCUCACGCCGCAUUUCGAUGGACCGCCGGGAGGCAGGAGAGACAAGAGACAUGGCAAGCCGGUCACUUGGCCCGAGGUGCCGCCUAUCGGAUACAUGCUGAAGGGGACGAGGAAGACGAUGGACAUCGAGGACUGCCCUAUUGGCACUGAAGCUGUGAGAUUAGGCAUGAGGCGAGAGCGGAAACGAGUUGCGGACAACAUCAAUCAAUAUCAGAAAGGCGCCACGCUCCUCUUGCGAGAACACACCGAGCGUCUGCCUAAGAAGGCUGGGAUGGUUGAAGAGAACAACGAGUCCGAGAAGGAGGACCAAGUCAUCGAGGACCAAGGCAGUCAUGUGCAUCGGAAGAUCUGCAUCACCGACCACAAAUCCACGUCGACAGAAUACAUAGACGAAUAUCGGCUCGACAACCCAGCUGGCGCUUUCUUCCAGAACAACAACUCCAUUCUGCCGGUGGUGACACAGUACAUUCGGGAGCACAUUCUGGACAAGUCGGGAGACAAGCCUCAAAUCAAAAACAUGAUAGAUGCUUACUGUGGCUCUGGCUUCUUCACCAUUACGCUCUCCAAGAUGUUCAACAACAGCAUAGGCAUUGAUAUAUCUGGUCAAUCCAUCGACUUCGCCAGCAAGAACGCCAAGCUCAACGAUCUGCCUGCCGAUUCUACCAACUUCAUUGCUGCAGACGCGAACCAACUAUUUGCUUCUGUGGACAAGAACAGAUACCCUCCAACGGAGACCGUUAUGGUCAUUGAUCCUCCCAGAAAGGGUUGCGACGAAGGAUUCAUCAAGCAGUUACUUGAUUAUGGUCCCGAGCGGAUUUGCUACGUCAGUUGCAACGUGCAUACGCAGGCGAGAGAUGUCGGCUGGAUUGUCGGCGGAUUACCCGGAGCAGAGGAAGGGUCGAGAGGAGCUGGGGGAAUCUAUGAGAUUGAGAGCGUGAGGGGUUUCGAUUUCUUUCCGCAGACAAGUCAUGUGGAGGGCGUGGCUAUCUUGAGGCGUAAAGAGAGUUCGACGAAUGGAUCAGUGGAGGCAAACAGCGAGAAGGUAGUAGAGCGAGGCCAAGAAGAGAAUUAG
This is a messenger RNA of Lecanosticta acicola, 1671 nucleotides long. Lineage: Eukaryota; Fungi; Ascomycota; Dothideomycetes; Mycosphaerellales; Mycosphaerellaceae. The record is from the annotation of a GenBank genome assembly.